Messenger RNA from Mollisia scopiformis, 2356 nucleotides. Its product is annotated as dihydroxyacetone kinase. NCBI's taxonomy places the organism in Eukaryota, Fungi, Ascomycota, Leotiomycetes, Helotiales, Mollisiaceae. Gene Ontology annotation, molecular function: ATP binding; glycerone kinase activity. The transcript has 2 exons. Gene Ontology annotation, biological process: glycerol catabolic process. The coding region runs from base 480 to 2255 and encodes 591 amino acids. Gene Ontology annotation, cellular component: cytosol. The record is from RefSeq and is a predicted model, not a curated record.
GAACAUUUUCCCUUCUCAGCUCAGAAGAGGCAUCAAUUACCCCUCUCUUGGUGUUCUCUCUUGCUAGGCCUGACCUGGACUGGACAAUUUUUCUGUAAUAUUGAACUGUAUUUCCGCAUUUCCGAUAACGGAUCUUGGUACCCAGUGGACCUGUACAGGGUGAAGCUUAUCCUAGCGCGUUGAGGGGCAGCUCUGGUGGUUCCUUCGGAAAAGUGACGCCGACCCCAGGAACUGGUUUGCCCUGCCCUGCCCCGCCCCGCCCCGCUUCUCGACCAUCACAAGCCAAGGCCAUAUCCACAAGCUGUGGAGUGAUGGUCCAUUGAACCCCGCGCCCCAUAAGCUGAACCGUCGUCCUUCCUCCGGUAAGAGAAAAAGGUUCUUUUCUGCAUCUCCUCUCCCGGUUUCCCGGAUUCUUAAUCUACAGUUUUCCCAAACUCAAUUCAACCUCUCCUCCCAAUCAACAACUGAUAACCGCAAUCAUGUCGGCCAAACACUUUAUCAACGACCCAACACAUCUUGUGAACACUGCUCUCCACGCCUUAACCAUCACCAAUCCAUCUAUUGCUCUCGAUGCCGAAAACAAGAUUGUCUACAGACGACCAGGACAUACUCCACAAGUUUCUAUAAUUUCUGGAGGUGGAAGUGGGCACGAACCAAGUUUUGGAGCUUUUGUUGGAGAUGGAUUGCUAUCAGCAGCUGUGGCAGGCACAAUCUUCGCCUCGCCAAGUGCAGAGCAGAUCCGAAGAGCUAUCAUGUCUAGAGUUGAUAGCGAGAAAGGUAUCCUGGUUACGGUUAUGAAUUACACGGGAGAUGUGCUGAACUUUGGUAUGGGCGUUGAGAAAGCGAAGGCGGCGGGACUGAAGGUCGAAAUGCUGGUUGUGGCAGAUGAUGUUGGUGUGGGACGAAAAGCAGCAGGCAAGGUUGGUAGAAGAGGAAUUGCUGGAACUGUGCUGGUGCACAAGAUCGCGGGAGCUUUGGCUGCGAAGGGUGCGAGUUUGGAGGAUGUCUACAAGGUCGCGAAAUUGACUGCGGAGAAUCUUGUCAGUGUUGGAGCCAGUUUGGAUCACGUUCAUGUCCCAGGACGAGCUCUUCCUGAUCCAAAUUCGGAUGAAAACCUAUCCGCAGAAGAGGUCGAGAUUGGAAUGGGCAUUCACAACGAGGCUGGAAGUGGCAGAGCAAAGGUGGAUCUACCAGAGUUGGUGAAGCGGAUGCUGGCGCAAAUGUUGGAUUCGAAGGACGAAGAUCGAGCAUAUCUCAAUGUCAAUUCGAACGAAGUGGUCCUACUUAUCAACAAUCUCGGUGGUGUUAGUGUUCUUGAGCUUGGCGGCAUUACUGCUGAAGUUGUUGGCCAACUGGAAAAGACUUACAACGUCAAGCCGAUCCGAAUAUUGGCUGGGACAUAUAUGACGAGUCUGAACGGCCUUGGCUUUAGCAUCUCUAUCCUCAAUGUUGUCAACACAAACAUCGGCGGACCAAGUAUGUUACAACUUCUGGAUGCUCCUUGCGAAGCCGCCGGCUGGGCAGCACCCAUCCGAAAGGAAACCUGGGAAGCAAAGUCUACGCAGACUCGAGAAGGAGCUACAGGCGCCGAAGAAGAGGCUAAGGAAAGCGGACUGAAAGUUGAUUCGGAGCUUUUCAAGACUCAACUUUCGGCAGGUCUGGACAGAGUGGUUGCUGCUGAAGCAGAUGUCACGAAAUACGAUACAGUUGUUGGCGACGGUGAUUGCGGUAUAGGGUUGAAGCGUGGUGCAGAAGCUGUUCUCAAGUUACUUUCGGAUACGAAGCUAUCAGGAGAUGUUGUUCUUGAUCUGAGUAAGAUCGUUCAAGUUGUCGAGAACACAAUGGACGGAACUUCAGGAGCUCUAUACGCCAUCUUCUUGAAUUCUCUAACUCACUCCCUCCGCCAACAAGGCUCAGGCGAAGCGACGCCGAAGAUUUGGGCCGCAGCUCUAAAGCAAGCAUCCGAAUCACUCUCAACCUACACACCUGCACAGCCAGGGGACAGAACUCUAAUUGACGCCUUACAUCCAUUCGUGGAAACACUCGGCUCAUCCGGCGAUCUCAAGAAAGCUGCUGAAGCAUCAAGAAAGGGAGCAGAGGGUACGAAGGGUAUGAAGGCAAGUCUUGGUAGGACGGUGUACAUUGGUGGAUCAGGAUUUGAACAAGUUCCUGAUCCUGGUGCCUGGGGUUUGAGCGAGUUUUUCCUUGGACUAGCGGGUAUUAAGAGCACGGAAUCUGAGUACGAGAUGGUCUGAGAUCUGAGAUGGUGAUUGCGGUGGUCUUUAUGCGGCUCGCGGGAUCGUAGCAAUAUAUCCUUUUUCCCUGCGAGUCGAUUUUGCAUAUAAAUAUUCUGUUC